This is a messenger RNA of Lytechinus variegatus (green sea urchin), 2689 nucleotides long. RefSeq lists its product as uncharacterized. The coding region runs from base 29 to 2689 and encodes 886 amino acids. The record is from RefSeq and is a predicted model, not a curated record. The transcript is spliced from 7 exons. NCBI's taxonomy places the organism in Eukaryota, Metazoa, Echinodermata, Echinoidea, Temnopleuroida, Toxopneustidae.
UGGGUUACCAAGUGAAGAGCUUCUACAAAUGGAGCACAGUACCCCUAGUAUUAGUAAUGCAUUUUUCAAAGUUUUCUUGCGGUGGAAAAACAAACAGCGGCCAGGCACAAAUAUCAGGGCUCUACUUGGAGAGAUAUUGGAAGAAACCGAAUUAGGGUCUCUCUCUGGAGAGCUAAAAGCCGGAAAUUUACUCCCAUGCAAAGAAGGUUCAUCUGCCACAACAACAGCACUACAAACCCAGCCGCUUUCUUCUCACCUUGAAAAGAGCUGCAUAGAUGUAUCAGGGACAGAGCCACUUUCUGAGGAUCUUAUCAAGAUGUGCAGGGAUGAUUUCCAGAUGAAGUACCGGACAGAACUUUGUAUGAUACGAUCUGAUCCACUCGAUCCUGAUUCCAUUGAGCAAAUCAAAGACAUAUACAUAAACCUUGACCUGGAAGAGGAAAAGAAAAAUAAGAAUACGCCACUCGAAUACAAGAAUCUCUUCAAAAUCAAAAUCAACGGAGCAUUUCCAACCCGAAUCAUGCUGCAGGGAGAAGCUGGGGCUGGGAAGACAACACUUUGUGCCAAGAUCGCUUGGGACUGGAUAAAUGGCAGUCCAGAUGUUCCCAACUACGUGUGGGUGCUUGUUGUUCCUUUCCGUGAGGCAAGACAAAAUAGAAUCGGUCAGUUUGUCAAGUCGUAUCUCUCAGAGAACAAUCCGACAACAGCCAGCCAGAUCACAGAGUACAUCCGAUCAAAUCCGGAAAAUGUAUUAAUCGCAUGUGAUGGAUUAGAUGAGUCUCACAUCGAAGUUGUACAGAAGCGUACAGUCGCUUCUGAAUCAGUAAGCACCCUGGAGGCAGCGUCUGCUGGUCAAUCCAAGGAAAGAGCUGAAUCACUAAUUACCAAGGGGAGAGGCGACAUCGCGCUUGUGAACAUCCUCCGCUCAGAUGAGCUUAGCAAAUGUCCUGUGUUGGUCACAAGUCGACCCUGGAAGGCCAACGAAAUAAGAUGGGACAAUGUGUUAAGGAAACGCUACACUUUCAUUCGCGUGCAAGGAUUUAGCUGGGAAAAUGCAGAAGCCUAUGUCCGCAAGUACUUUACAGACAGUGUGGCAACAGCCAAUCAACUCAUCUACGCGAUCAAAGGAAAUGGCAUCGUAUAUGAACAUAUGGCCCCAUAUCCCAUCUACAUAUCAAUGAUCUGUCUCAUGUGGAAAGAACUAGAUUACAGGCAGAAGGACAGGUUUAGGUCAUUGCGAACAUUUUCUGAAAUAUUCGAUUGUAUUUUCACAUUCUUAGAAGGACACUAUGCUCAGAAAGAGACCACAGACCUAGACGAAGCAUCCGUCGAAACAGCUCUCUCCGAUAUCUCAGAGUAUAUGAAACCAGUUGCUAAAAUUGCUUUAAUUGGUCUCCAGGAAAAAAAUCUCAUUUUCAGUGAAGGUGAUUUUGAAAGGUAUUCAGAGUCUGUUGAGGUUGCUUGCAAAGUUGGGGUCUUGUCGCGAGAGAAAAACAUGACAUCCAUCCUGCCCAUACAUGGAAAUCGCAGCCGAUAUCUGCAGUCAAAAAUCUUCUUCCCUCACAAACUCUUUCAAGAGUAUAUGGCUGGUAAACAUCUUGCUUCGAUGUAUGGCAGUGAUGGUGACGAAUUCAACAAGCUGAUUGAUGACGUAGUGCUUCCUAGGAAAGAAGAAUUCAGAUACCUCCUGUACUUCACUGUAUCACGGGAUGAAACUGUUGCCAACCGUGUAAUUCAACGUAUGGUACUUUGUUUCAAACCUGACUUUAGUGAUGAGACACGUAUGACGAAUAGGAGGGAGAGGGACUUCCUGGUAGAUGUUUCCCUCGAGAGUCGAGAUCCGGAAACUGCAAAAAUGGUGAGGCGUAUCGCGUUGAAUAGUGAAGUUCACAUUGGUCUCGAAACAGCAGCGCACACUGUAGCAGGCUUUGAAUUCAUUGGAAUGAUUUCAAAUGCUGCCACCCUCUUUGUAAGUAGAGAAUGUGGAGACAGCGUUGGCCUAUCGAGUGAUGUGGCAGAGAUAAUAUGUACAGCGCCCUCUCUAAACUACGUUAAACUAGGCGUGGUAUCCUUUCACGAUAACUUCUAUGCUGUUCUUGGUGAAAAAGGAUGGAAGUCCUCGGUUCAAACUCUGAAUCUUCAAGGUCUGCAGUUUCCCACAACAGACUCCUCCAAGUAUCUCGCACAAUCAUUGUGUUCAAUGCCAAAGCUGAGCAGCCUAGCGAUCCAUUGGAUGACACACAUGGAGGAGUUUUGUUCAUCAUUGAAAACCAAUGCUUCGUCUCUUCAGGUAAGAACUCUCAGUCUUCAUUCAACUGAUUUGCCAACGCUGUCCUCAUCUGAGAACCUAGUGGAAUCGCUUUGCUCCAUGCCACACCUAAAUGACCUAUCAAUUCAGGAUACAGAGGUCACUGAGGAAUUCUGCACUGCGAUGAAGGCCAAAGGAGCAUCCAUUAAGGUUGCAAUUCUCAAACUGAAAGGGAUUGAGUUCCCCUCACCAGUCUCAUUAGAGUCCCUUGCUGUAUCGCUCUGCUUCAUGCCAAACCUGACGGAUCUAUCAAUACGUACGAUGGAUGAAAUCGAGGACCUUCUGUCAACACUUAAAGAUGCAGCAACAUCCGUUCAGGUUUUCAAUCAGAUUUUUUUUGUUGUUUUACGUACGAACAAAUUCACUUAUAAACGAAUGUGA